UUAAUUUUAAUAAUAAAAACCGUCGUUGUCUUCUUUGUCUCCGGUGUUUUUGCGCCGUGCAAGCCCCGGUAGGGUGCGGCCUCCGCACCGGUACCGGCCUCCGCACCGGUACCGACCGAAGUCCCUCCAAGCGCUGGCCUCCCGGUUUAAGCGGAUCGCGGGAGGCUGGGCACAAUCCGCCCCUAUUAAUAGCUGGGAGCCGGGGGGGGGGGGAACGUUGCAUCCUCCCAGCCCGCACAAACCGGGCACUCACCGGUCGGUAAAUCGCUGGGAGCUCCGCCGAGGCCACCCAUGGCCUCCCUGUUCGCCGGGAAGGUGCUGGUGGUGAACAACGGGGACCGGGACGAGGUGGAGACCGAGCGGGAGCUGGGGCAGGCCCUGGAGAACAAGGUGCUGCUGCUGUACUUCGGGGCGGCCGGGUGCCCGCGGUGCCGGCGGUUCGCCCCGGUGCUCAGGGACUUCUUCGUGAGGCUGACGGAUGAGUUCUACGUGGAGCGGGCUUCGCAGCUCGGCCUCGUCUACGUCUCCCGGGAUGCCACCGCCCAGCAGCAGGACGCCUUCCUCAAGACCAUGCCCAAGAGGUGGCUGUCCCUACCCUUCGGGGACCAGUUCAAAAGGGAGCUGGAGCAGCGCUUCGCGGUGUCCGACGUGCCCAGGGUGGUGGUGCUGAAGCCGAACGGGGAGGUCAUCGCUGGGAACGCCGUGGAGGAGAUCAGCCGCCUGGGCCCUGCCUGCUUCCGAAACUGGCAGGAGGCUGCCGAGCUGGUGGACAGGAAUUUUCUCUUGGCAGAGGAUUUCGACGACUGGACUAGGAGAAGCAUCACUGACCCCUUCCGCCGCCUCAAGUACAAGGUGGACAAGAGGACGGAGGCCAAGGAUGAAGAGAGGAAAGGGGAGGAUGAGGAGUCUUCGUAGGGGCUGACUUGGCUGGGGACGUCCCUUGGGUUGCUGCCCCCAGCCUGGCUGCCUCUCAACAGUAACACCAACAUCCGUGUUAUAAAAAUCUGCUAAAAUUGCGUUAGUAUUCUGAAAGGUAAAUUGUUCUAGGACAAAGGAGUUCGACUCCCUUGUACAGCUUUUCCUGAGCACACAUCCUUAGCAAGCAGCUCUCUGCUUCACCCUUUCAGUUUCAACAGAUUGGUAUCAAGGUGACUCUCUGAGCAGCUAAGAGGGCAGUUUUACACCUUUGGGUGCACGCUCGGUAACCAAAAAUUUGCUUAUGGAGCCUGCAGAGAAUUGUGCAGCACCCACCCUCUCCUGUCUGUAACCCAGGGCUCCCAAGGGUAGCAGCACAAUGGAAGGGAUUCGUUCGUUUUCUCCUUUCUGGGUUCUCCAUAAUAUCCCUGGGGGGUGAGCUGAGAGUUUGAAAAAGCUCUACUGGAUGCAUGAAGGACCUGGGAAGUAAUGUGCAUAUUGAAGAGAGACAGAGAGGCUGUGCAGGGCCAGCUCGUUCAACUCGUUUUCUCACUUAAUCCUCCCUUCUCUUUACCCAGCAAGUCUGGCAGGUAGAUGAGAGAAGUCCUGUAAAACAAAUGGAUGGGAGGGACGCUGCGUUAUGCACAGCAAGAAGGGUACUUCCUUUUCAAGACGCUCCCUGUAUUUUGUAUGGCACAUGGACACCGCACGAAGGGAUGCAAAUAAAAUCUGAGAGUCCUUUUGGGUCACACACCUGCUGGACGAGUGAAACUCCCCUGUCUGGUGUGCUCUGAUGGUCAGUAAUAAAGCAGUACUCCAUUUACCUGGGGCAACGUCUGCCUAGUAGGGCAAACGCUUACAGCUGUAUUAAAAAGUAAAUAAAUCACAAAAAAGGAACAUGGAGAAAUAAGAGGGAGGCAAAGGGCAAUGUUUUCACCUGUAAGUGCUGCCCAUGUGAGUACCGUGGCUAUUAACUGGCAUUCAGCUUGUGCUUCUCAUCCCCAUGGGACUCUGAUGUCAAUAAAAGGACACGCUACACCAAAAUUUACGUAAAAUAAUAUAAAAUGGGGACUUUUACCAGCCCUACUUUUUUUUUUUUUUUUUUAAAGCAUGGUAUUUUUAUUAUUUUGGGUUCAAAACCAAAAGUUACUCUUUUCUUGGUUUAUUGUGUUGAGGAAAAAAAAAUACAGGCCAAGAAAGGGCCACUGAGCAACUGUGAAAAGUGAAGCUGCUGGCACUGGGAAGUGCUACUACCAUCAUCAUUCUACUAAAGAGAGACUAGAGCUUUGUUUCCUCUUCUUCAAUUUCAAUUUCUUUUUUUUUUUUACUUUCAAUUUCUUUCAAUUUUUUAUUUUUUAUUUUUUUUUUGGCCAAGUAAAAGAAGCCAUGAUGCUUUCGCAUGUACUUCAGACAAAAGCUGAGCUGGAGAUGCUCCUGUCUUAUAACUAAGAAGGCUUUGCAGUACGUCGGAAGCCAACAAAGCCAGAUCUUCAAGCCACAUCGUGGGCAGGAGCCGCUCCGGAGAUCUGAUAACGAUGGGGGACGGCGACCACAGAUGUUCUGCCUAGUGAGUGAACACAGCACUGCACCCAGGGCUGGCCGCGGGUGAGAGAAAAAUCCUGCAAAGAACAAUCAGCCACGACCAUUAUUUCUCAAGUUCCAUCAGAUAUGAAAAUCACCCCGACCAAUUCGCUGCAUGGAAGCGUUGCAUGGCGUUGUAAGACAUUUAGCUCUGGUUUCAUGUGUCAUGCUCAUGGUUUAUAUGUAUAGGGUGUAGAACAAAAGGUAUUUGAAUGCUUAUGGUUGUAUCUAAGUAUCCUUUAGUGAAAAAAAAAAAAGAUAUUUAUUCUUUUCAAGUGUUAUACUUUACAG
Molecule: messenger RNA, 2787 nt
Organism: Cygnus olor (mute swan)
Lineage: Eukaryota; Metazoa; Chordata; Aves; Anseriformes; Anatidae
Gene: NXNL1
Product: nucleoredoxin like 1
Exons: 2
Coding region: 292-915 (207 amino acids)
Biological process (GO): photoreceptor cell maintenance
Cellular component (GO): mitochondrion
Source: RefSeq, a predicted model, not a curated record